GGCUUUCCAGACAUUAUCUUUCAAAGCCGAAUCAUCCACGGCGACCGUUGGUUUCGCGCUUGCCCUGUCGUCCUUUUCGAACUGGUUGCUAUGGCGAUGCCCGGGUUCCGGUUCCGCUGUGGUUAUAUCCAUGUUGUGGUGUUGGAUGGUCGGGCCCAGCGUGUGUGUUUUGUCACUUUAUCAUUGUGGGUUUUUAUUAUUUGUUUAUUGGGUGGUGGGGCAGUCGUGAUCAGCUCCCUGUGAGAGGCGGCGGAUGCGGUACUGUGUCGUUCUACCUAAUCUGAUCAAGUGAAACUGAUUGGAUGCUUGUUUAUCUGGUGGUUUCUAUUCUUUCAACGGUGUGGAUUACCAUGGCACAGAACCAGCCAGGAGUGCCAGAAGAAAAGGACAAAACUUCUACUGCAUUAAAAGAUUUGCUCUCCAGAAUAGACUUAGAAGAACUUAUGAAGAAAGAUGAACCACCUCUUAAGUUCCCUCAAACACUUGAGGAAUUUGAAUAUUCUUUUAAUGAAAAGGGACAGUUAAGACAUAUAAAAACUGGACAACCUUAUGUAUUCAAUUACCAUGAGGACUUGCACAGAUGGAACCAGAAACGUUAUGAAGCUCUUGGAGAGAUUAUCACCCACUGUGUUUAUGAACUUUUAGAAAAUGAAUGUCAUUUGAAGAAGGUUUAUCUCCCGGUGGAUGCUACAGAAGGUGAACCAAAGAGCUUCAUCUUUAUGAGUGAAGAUGCCAUAACCAACCCUGACAAAUUGAUGGUUCUGAUUCAUGGUAGUGGGGUUGUCCGGGUUGGACAGUGGGCCAGACGACUGAUAAUCAACGAAGACCUUGACAGUGGCACUCAAAUACCUUUCAUUAAAAGGGCUAUGGACGAGGGAUAUGGAGUGAUCGUUCUAAACACCAAUGAAAACUACAUAGAAGUGGAGAAGUCAAAGAAACAAGUGCAAUCGCCAGCAAAUGAGACAGACGAGCCAGCAGAAAAGAAAGAGAAGAAGGAUGACAGUCAGAAAGAGACAAACAAACGGCGUGACUUUUAUGAGAAGUACCGAAAUCCUCAAAAAGAAAAAGAGACAAAACACAUUCCCAUUAGGGAUAAUGGCACUCCAGAAGAACACACACUCUAUGUCUGGGAUCACUUCAUUUCUCGAUCUUCUGCCAAGAAUGUAGUAUUUGUUGCCCACAGUUACGGUGGCUUGGUGUUUGUGGAGUUAAUGAUUCAGCGGGAAGCAGAGGUGAAGAGCAAAGUGAUUUCUGUAGCACUGACGGAUUCUGUCCAUAAUGUUUGGCACCAAGAAGCUGGGAAAUCUAUACUAGACUGGAUGCAAGAGCACUGCCGCAACUGGGUAUCAAGCUCUGAACCUCUGGACACACCAGUAGAAUUCAUGCUACCAGACUGUCCAAGAGUCUCUGCAGGUACAGAACGGCAUGAGCUAACUUCCUGGAAGAGUUUUCAUUCUAUUUUCAAGUAUUUUACUCAAGCUUUAGAGGCACAGAACACUGAAGCAAAAUCUAAGUCAACGGUGACAACAAGAAGCUCAUAUCGAAAGAAAAGUGAAGAUUUAUGAAGCAAAAUGCCAUUUUCCUGCUUUUUUUGUGCUGGCAGUCCCCCGGUCCCUCAUUAGAUUGUUUUCUUCUUGGAGCAAAGGGUCACGGUGUAUACAUCUAAAUAGCAUUUUGCAUUAUUUCUAGAUGAGCGCAACUGUCAAAGCAAUAUGGGUUUGCCGGUUGUGUUUCCUGUGGUCCCGAGCUCAGAUUUGGUGCCACCGAUCGGUGCACAGAUCAAGAGUGACAGCAGUUCUGCUCAGUGCAGCACAGAGCGGCUCUAAUUGCCCUGACACAGCCCUGCGCUGUGCUAAUGCCAUGGGGCUAUUGGCUUCCCCCACGUCCUAAAGCCUGCCAAACUAUUUCAUUAAAGAGACAGCCUCUCUUUUGUCGGCCUAUGUACAGCAGCUUUUAAAAUAGCCGAGAAUCACAGCCACUCAACAUUUUCCUUUCACGUACUCAAGCCUUGUCAUAAUUUUCAAGGGACUUCAAAUGCAUUUAAGUCGCUAAAGAUGACAGUUGUUUUUGGUGAUGCCAGCUGUCACUUUUUGUAGCUGCUUAAAAAAUAGCUUUGUAUUAUUGAAACUGUGCGUUUGUUUUACAAAAAAAGCCAACAACACUUCUUAAAGCUGGAGGAUGUUUAAAGAUACGUUGAGUGAAUUUGAUUCAUUGUAAAUUUCUGUCUGUUGGCCAACAUAAACUGAAGCUAUCUUUUUUUAAAAAGCAUUAAUUAAAUUUCUAAAUCAAGAGGUAUGUAUCCAUUAUGUGAUCUGAUCAAUGUACAGUUAUACGUAAAUAUAUCCUCAAAAAUGACUAGCUGAGUUUGUAAAACUAGAUUGCAAACUGGACAAUGCAAACAAUAGAGCCACCAUAGCACUGUUUCCUCGGAGCAUUCAAAAACAUAAAACAAGUAGUUGAAAGAUCCCUGUAAAUAUUUUCAUUCUACAUUUGUUGGAAUUUUACAUUUUCUUGCUUUUAGCUAGUUGCUGAGCAAUCUGUUUUAAACACCGACUUUUAAACUCUUUAUGGAAAACAUAUAUUAGUUCCAUGAGCUCAUAUGAAAUGUGUGUUGCAAUUCUUGUUUUAAGUGAUAUUUCAUUGUCCGUUUUAAAUCAUUUCAGCUUUUCUAACAACAAUUAAAAUGGGACUUUAAUGAUUUAAGCAUUACAGUAAUUGUGAACUUGCUUUGUAAGGAAGUAAUGCUCCAAAUAUCAAAAACAAGAAAUUGCAUAUUAAUACUAGUUUAGACCCUGGCAUUCUAUCUGGAAGUUAAUUUUUUUGUUUUACAGUUUGCUCGUUAUUGCUCGAGAGAUGUGAUGCAUUGGCUAUAGCGUAGCUUGGGAAUUCUGUUAAAAUCUAGGACACACAAAUGGUAAAAUUUGAGUAAUGUAAGGUAUGUUUUAAGACAUGCUUUCAAAAAUCCUCUGAGUAAUUAAUCAUUACUUUGUUUAACCAUUUGUAAAUUGGGGCUUUUGUAGUAUUUUAGAACAUGAACUAAUACAAAACAGAGAGUAGAUUAUUUAGAAUAUUCGAAUUCCUGUUAUUGCAGACAUAAGUCAGAAGAACAGCACUAAAAUGCUAGAUGAAAAUUAAAAUACGUGCCUUUGAUUAAAUAUUUAGCAAUACAAAGUUUGAGAAAUAUGAAUUUGCACAAAGCAGCGUACAAAGUGAUUAAUUCAAGUGAUUUGUUCGAGUUUAUAAUGCUGCCAGUGCUCUGAAUGGCUGGAAAGCUCCAUUAGGUUAUGUGAAUAGGCAAAAGGACCCAGGGGAAGCCUUUGGUAGCUCCUUUGGCGCAUGUGCAGCUCACUCCCGUAGAAGUAGGAUAGCAGGUUUGCAGCUGGAGCUUUGAUUGGAGUUUAAAGUCAUUUGACAUUUCCAGCACUUUCUGCAAAAUGACACUGGUCCCUGCAGAACGUGUGCCUUAUCCCUACAUUCUUUCGAUGUGCAUAGAGUUUAAGUGUGGAAAUUGUAAAAUGAACUAAGCUAACCCCAAAAUCGAGCAUUUUAAUUUUUGGUGUUGACUCAUCAGUUAAUCUCUAGACAUAUUAAAAUUGGUCGAUAUUGUUUUUACAGUUAUAUGUUAGUCAAGGAAAUGUAGAAAUGGUCAACGAAAUAUUUUUAGAUUUAAAUUGGUUUUCAUUUUAAUCAUGAAGUAGAAAAGUGAAAGAAAAAAUGGAACCCGUAAAAUACCCUUCAGUCAAUUACUUUCUGCAUUGUAAGACUUAAUUGUUUAAAGCAAUGUGAUGGUUACAUUUAAAGAAUCCGCUCUCUUGCCCGCUCCCUUUUAUAUUGAGUAUUAAACGUUGUGCAUAUAUUUGUAAUCGGAAAUGUAAUUAGUCAGAUUUUGAAAUAUUACAGGCUUACUUUUGAAAACUAUCAUAAAGGAAGGAAAUCACCUCGAGACGAUGCCGGCUGAGGAUGACUGACAGCACUAAGUGAAUAGGAGCUUUCCAUGCAAUUGUGAACCGGGGCAGUGGGGGGAAAUGUAAAGGAGAGGAAAAUGAAUUUUCAAACUAAAAAGCUUUAAAACGGAGCUGUGAUUUUUAUUUGUGAUAGUUUUGAAAUCCACCUUAUGAAACUGAAGCACUGGAAUGAAAAGUUAUGUUCUCCAGUGCAUAAAUCCGACUCUAACUUUUAUCAAGCUGUAUCGAUGACCCUGAUUUUAAAGCAUUUUACUUUCCAAUGACAAUGUUUAAACAAGCUGAAUCGAAAUAAAGGUUUAUUCUCCA
This is a messenger RNA of Carcharodon carcharias (great white shark), 4271 nucleotides long. It is a transcript of the gene arb2a, whose product is annotated as family with sequence similarity 172 member A. The record is from RefSeq and is a predicted model, not a curated record. Gene Ontology annotation, biological process: regulatory ncRNA-mediated heterochromatin formation. Gene Ontology annotation, molecular function: siRNA binding. The transcript is spliced from 11 exons. Gene Ontology annotation, cellular component: nucleus. The coding region runs from base 303 to 1565 and encodes 420 amino acids. Lineage: Eukaryota; Metazoa; Chordata; Chondrichthyes; Lamniformes; Lamnidae.